CAGUUAUAAAGUGCGUCUCCACUUUGCUGAAAUAAUGUUUUCGGAUGACCAGACUUAUAGUAGCCUUGGGAAACGGAUUUUUGAUGUAUCAAUCCAAGGGAAUCUAAUUUGGAAGGAUUUUAAAAUAGAAGUUAUUUAACUUCUUUUUUUUUUUUUUUAUCGGAGGAGGAUUUGGACUAGUUUACAAGAUUAUUGCUAACGCAAGUUAUUAAAUUUUCAUAACUAUCUUGCAACAUUAAGGUCAUGUGUUGUUUUAAGCUUCCAUGCCUAGAGGCAGGGUGGCAACGACAAGGAAUUUAAAUUUUUUCCACAUAUCAUGUUUUUUAUAUUUAAUUAUUAGAAAUUCUUUUUGCUUGAUUUUAGGGUGUCUUGUCAGAUGGUGUAGUAAUCGCUGUUAAGCAGCUUUCCUCCAAAUCUAAGCAAGGAGAUCGCGAAUUUGUCAAUGAGAUAGGCAUGAUAUCUUCCCUACAACACCCAAACCUUGUGAGGCUUUAUGGCUGUUGCAUUGAAGGAAACCAGUUGUUGGUAAUUUAUGAAGACUUGGAGAACAAUUGUCUUGGCCGUGCACUUUUUGGUCGCGUGGAACACCAGAUAAACCUGGAUUGGCCAACAAGAAAGAAGAUAUGUUUAGGAAUAGCAAGGGGCUUAGCUUAUCUUCAUGAGGAAUCAAGGUUGAAAAUUGUUCAUACAGACAUUAAGGCUACCAAUGUGCUGCUUGAUAAGGAUCUAAAUGCCAAGAUAUCUGACUUUGGCUUGGCCAAGCUUGAUGAAGAAGAGAACACCCACAUCAGCACGAGAAUUGCUGGAACAAUAGGAUACAUGGCUCCUGAAUAUGCAACCAGAGGUUAUUUGACAGACAAAUCAGAUGUUCACAGUUUUGGAGUAGUUCUAAUGGAGACUGUCAGUGGGAAAAGCAUUACAAAUUACAGGCCAGAGGAGGAGUUUGUUCACCUUCUUGAUUGGGCUUGUAUUCUGCAAGAGCAGGGAAACCUUCUAGAACUUGUGGAUCCGAGAAUUGGUUCAAACUACUCAAAAGAAGAGGCAAUGAGGAUGUUAAACUUGUCCCUUUUAUGCACCAACGCAACUGCCGCCUUUAGACCAUCCAUGUCUUGUGUGGUGAGUAUGAUCGAGGGCAAUAGCCCAGUCCAAGCGCCAAUAGUCAAGCCUAGUUCAGAGAACGAGGAUUCCAAGUUUGAAGCCAUUGAGGAGCUACCACAGGACAGCCAGACAGGCGUCUCCACAGUCUCUCAGACACAGGUGGAGCCAAAAAAUUUAAUUUGGACUGUAUAA
This is a messenger RNA of Cornus florida, 1290 nucleotides long. Its product is annotated as probable LRR receptor-like serine/threonine-protein kinase At1g53440. Lineage: Eukaryota; Viridiplantae; Streptophyta; Magnoliopsida; Cornales; Cornaceae. The transcript has 5 exons. The coding region runs from base 454 to 1290 and encodes 278 amino acids. The record is from RefSeq and is a predicted model, not a curated record. Gene Ontology annotation, molecular function: ATP binding; protein kinase activity. Gene Ontology annotation, biological process: protein phosphorylation.